AUGAAACACAUCUUCCCAGACGAAGAUCAAUCCGGCGACGAAGCUGAAUACAAUGUGGGAGAUAUUGUGAGUGCAGUGUGGUUACCAAAUGGUCAAUUUUAUGAUGCGAAGGUGGUGCAGAGUGGGAGUAAGUGCCAGUCUUUUGUAAUAGCAAAUUUAAAUAUAUCUGCAUUGGCAGUAUCUUGUUAAACCAUUAUUAAAUUUAAAGCUGCACCCUGCCCAAGCUGGCCGCCUUGCCUCCAGAGUACAGCACUAGCAAAUAAAGGAAGGUCCUAUCAUGCUGAAAUCUCUUAAUUUCAUCAGGAACACUCCAACGUCCUCCGUUCACGUCCUCAAAACUAUUGCACUAAAUAAAAAAAGCUGUAGAACAUAUUAACUACAGUACCUUUUUACACUCCUUUCAAAAUUCAAAUCCAUAAAGUUCCCACAAGUGAUAUAGGCACUUUAAAUUCUAGCUAAAAUCCUGGUUGUAUAAUGUAUGAUUUACAGGUGAUCGACAUGAGCUCAUGAAAGAAAGGAUGCGACUGGAGAAGGCUAGGAAAGGUGGAGCAACAAAAGGGACUGGCAAAGGAAUUAAUAGGAAAGAACAACAACCUGAACAGGACAAAAGAAGUGAACAGAAAGCAAAGAACAAAAAGACCGUGAAGCAGUCAAAAAAUCUGAAUAAUAAAGUCAAUAAAGAUACCCAAAAAGAGAACGAAAAGGAAGAGAAAAGAAAGAAGAAGAUGAACAACGACAGCUGGCUAUCAUAGAAGCAAAAAAGAAACAGGCUGCGUCAAGGUGGGCAUCUUCCCCUACCCUUUCCAAUUCUGAACAUGCACAUCCCGAUUUCACUCCUGAGCCUAUUCGACGACCAAUCCUAUCCCCAAUACAGACUCCUGUGUCUCAAGCUAACAGACAAAUUGAUGACACUCGCAACCGCUCUGCUCUAAGCUCGAGCAGUACCCAACAAGAGCCUCAGUCUUUUAUAGUCCAUUCUCCUACACCAUUACCUGCAACUAAAAAACGAGUAAGUGACAGUGGUAACCGCUCAGUUCUGAGCUCGUGUAGCUCUCUCUCAACCCAACAACAUACAAUUAGGUCAAAAAAUCCUGGAGAGUCCAGGGUUGCAUUUUCAGUGUGCCCAGUCAGAGACAAUCAGUGAUGAUGAUGAUGACAAACAGGAAUCAGAUGAAGAAGAUGAACAGGAGACCAUAAGCAUGCCUAAAGUUGUUGGUGAUUGCUGCAAAGAAGGUCAGCAAGAAAUUGAAGCCCUACGAAAACGAUUGACGAAAACACACAAACGACUUAGCAUUGCAUGUAAGUAUUAA
Molecule: messenger RNA, 1310 nt
Organism: Paramuricea clavata
Lineage: Eukaryota; Metazoa; Cnidaria; Anthozoa; Malacalcyonacea; Plexauridae
Source: the annotation of a GenBank genome assembly